AUGGUAAAAUUCAACACAAUCUGUAGGUCUGGAUAAGAAAGAUCGACAAAUGCUGAUAUUACUAAAGUAUAUAGGAAUCCUAAUCCAAAAGUACAUCCUUUAGCACAUGCUAGAGAAUAUCAACGUGCUUUAGUGGCUACAAAAGUAGAGAAAAUAUACGCUCAACCAUUCUUGGGAGCAUUGAAUGGACACUCAGAUGGAGUAAGUUGCAUUGAAGCAUGCAGAUUUAACUUGUCAAAAUUAGUAAGUGGAAGCUAUGAUGGAGAAAUACGAAUUUGGGAUAUUCCCAGUAGAAGAACAUUAAUUUAAUUAAAUGCACAUUAAUAGAUGGUGAAGGGAGUUUCAUUUAGUAGAGAUGGAAUGCGUGUAGUUUCUUCUGGUGAAGACAAGACCAUCAAUUUAUAUGAUUUUCCUUAAUUAUUGGAAUAAUCAAAUAAUACAUUUUAAGAACCAUUGAUGAGAUAUUUAAGUAAAGGAACUUUGGGGAAUGUUGAUCACAAUUACUAGUUAUCAUAAUUUGCUACUGCAGGAUAGGUAGUUUAGGUUUGGGAUUAUGAAAGACCAAAGCCAAUAAUGAAAUUCUAAUGGGGAGUGGAUUCAGUGAGUUGUGUGAAAUAUUCUCCAGCUGAUAGUAAUUUAAUUUGUGGAACUUCAAUGGAUAGAUGUGUAAUAUUGUAUGAUGUAAGAGCUGAAUCUGCAAUUCAUAAAGUGGCUAUGUUGAAUAAGUCUUAAUGUUUGGCAUGGAAUCCCAUUGAACCAUUAAAUAUUGUGAUUGGAAAUGAUGAUUCAAAUUGUUAUACUUAUGAUAUCAGGAAGAUUGAAUAGCCUACUAUGAUCCAUAAAGAUCACAUUUCGGCUGUCAUGUCAGUUGCAUUUAGUUCAAGUGGGAGGGAAUUCGUUUCUGGAUCAUUUGACAGAACUAUUAGGAUUUUCCCAUUCAAUAAAGGAUAUUCAAGGGAAGUGUAUCACGGAUAGAGAAUGCAAUAAGUGAACUCAGUUUCAUUCUCAGCUGAUGCUUAAUUUGUGUAUAGUGGAUCUAAUGAUAUGAACAUCAGAAUUUGGAAGGUCAAUGCCAGUCAGAAGGUAGGAACUAUUAAUCAAAGAGAAGCCAAUGCAACGAAUUAUAGAUAGGCACUUAAAGAGAAGUUUAAGUAUAAUCCAGAAAUCAAGAGAAUUGCAAAACAUAGACAUCUACCUAAAUAUCUUAUGAAUAAAAAGAAGUAGAGACAAGAAAUGAAGGAAUCUAAGAAUAGAAAACAACGAAAUGCAGAACUCAACAAUCCAGGGUAAUACGAAGCUCCAAAACCAGAGAAAUAAUAAAGGGUCGAACAAUUUAUUUAAUGA
Paramecium tetraurelia is the source of this 1344-nucleotide messenger RNA. RefSeq lists its product as uncharacterized. Gene Ontology annotation, cellular component: small-subunit processome; nucleolus. Gene Ontology annotation, biological process: maturation of SSU-rRNA from tricistronic rRNA transcript (SSU-rRNA, 5.8S rRNA, LSU-rRNA). The transcript is spliced from 2 exons. The record is from RefSeq and is a predicted model, not a curated record. Gene Ontology annotation, molecular function: protein binding. NCBI's taxonomy places the organism in Eukaryota, Ciliophora, Oligohymenophorea, Peniculida, Parameciidae.